GUCCAUAAGCUUUCCAGGAAGGAAUGCAGUUUCAAGAGAAUAGUUUGGAUCUAUUUCGAAUUGUUUUGGUACAACGAAAAGGGAGCUGGCGACGGACUUGACAGCCGAACACUGCACAAAAGUGACGCAAAGCAGUUCGCUUCAAGGAAUAUUGGGUCUUCUGCGCGGCCGUAGAUCCGCCAAGUGCGCCUGCGCAUAAGAGUAGCGGCGUUGAGUCAGGCCGGCGGUGGAGGAAAGUGGUAGAGAGCGUGAAGCCUCGCCAUGAAGACCCGCUUUAGCACCGUUGACCUCCGCGCGGUACUCGCGGAGCUGAAUGCCCGCUUGCUAGGAAUGAGAGUAAACAAUGUUUACGAUGUGGAUAAUAAGACGUAUCUUAUUCGUCUUCAAAAACCAGACUUUAAAGCUACACUUUUACUUGAAUCUGGCAUACGAAUUCACACGACAGAAUUUGAAUGGCCUAAGAAUAUGAUGCCGUCUAGUUUUGCUAUGAAGUGCCGAAAACAUUUGAAGAGUCGGAGAUUAGUCAGUGCAAAACAGCUUGGUGUGGAUAGAAUUGUAGAUUUUCAAUUUGGAAGUGAUGAAGCUGCUUAUCACUUAAUCAUUGAGCUCUAUGACAGGGGGAACAUUGUUCUUACAGAUUAUGAGUACCUAAUUUUAAAUAUCCUAAGAUUUCGAACUGAUGAGUCAGAUGAUGUUAAAUUUGCUGUUCGUGAACACUAUCCAGUUGAUCAUGCUAGAGCUGCUGAACCUUUGCUUACCUUGGAAAGAUUGACUGAAAUAAUAGCCAGUGCACCUAAGGGUGAACUACUGAAGAGAGUUCUUAACCCAUUACUUCCCUGUGGACCAGCUCUCAUUGAACACUGUCUUAUAGAAAAUGGAUUCUCUGGCAAUGUCAAAGUGGAUGAAAAAUUUGAAAGUAAGGAUAUUGAAAAAGUACUCGUUUGUCUUCAGAAAGCAGAAGAGUAUAUGAAAACAACAUCCAACUUCAGUGGAAAGGGGUAUAUCAUUCAGAAAAGAGAAAUAAAACCAAGCCUGGAAGUAGAUAAACCAACCGAAGACAUACUCACGUAUGAGGAAUUUCAUCCUUUCUUGUUUUCUCAACAUUCACAAUGUCCAUAUAUAGAAUUUGAAUCAUUUGACAAGGCCGUAGAUGAAUUUUAUUCCAAGAUAGAAGGUCAGAAAAUAGAUUUAAAAGCUUUACAACAGGAAAAACAAGCAUUGAAGAAAUUAGAUAAUGUCCGAAAGGAUCAUGAAAACAGAUUAGAAGCUCUUCAGCAGGCUCAGGAAAUAGACAAACUUAAAGGAGAGCUUAUAGAAAUGAACCUACAAAUAGUUGACAGAGCCAUUCAGGUUGUUCGAAGUGCUUUAGCCAACCAGAUAGACUGGACAGAAAUCGGGUUAAUUGUGAAAGAAGCCCAAGCUCAAGGAGACCCUGUUGCAAAUGCAAUCAAAGAACUAAAACUACAAACAAAUCAUGUUACAAUGCUGCUAAGAAAUCCAUACUUGUUAUCAGAGGAGGAAGAUGAUGAUGGUGACAUCAGUACUGAGAAAAAUGAAACCGAUCCACCAAAAGGAAAAAAGAAAAAGCAAAAGAAUAAACAACUGCAAAAGCCUCAGAAAAAUAGGCCAUUGCUUAUUGAUGUUGAUCUCAGCUUGUCAGCAUAUGCCAAUGCCAAAAAGUAUUAUGAUCACAAGAGAUAUGCUGCUAAGAAAACACAGAAGACUGUUGAAGCUGCUGAGAAGGCAUUCAAAUCAGCAGAAAAGAAAACAAAGCAAACCUUAAAAGAAGUCCAGACAGUUACCUCUAUUCAGAAAGCAAGAAAAGUGUAUUGGUUUGAGAAAUUCCUCUGGUUCAUUAGCUCAGAGAACUAUCUAAUUAUUGGUGGACGAGAUCAGCAACAGAAUGAAAUAAUUGUGAAAAGAUACUUGACACCAGGGGACAUUUAUGUACAUGCUGACCUUCAUGGAGCAACUAGCUGUGUAAUUAAGAAUGCAACAGGAGAACCAAUUCCCCCUCGGACCUUGACUGAAGCUGGCACAAUGGCACUUUGCUACAGUGCUGCUUGGGAUGCACGAGUUAUCACUAGUGCUUGGUGGGUGUACCAUCAUCAGGUGUCUAAAACAGCACCAACUGGAGAAUAUUUGACAACAGGAAGCUUCAUGAUAAGAGGAAAAAAGAAUUUCCUUCCUCCCUCACAUCUAAUGAUGGGAUUUAGCUUCCUCUUUAAGGUAGAUGAGUCUUGUAUUUGGAGACAUCGGGGUGAACGAAAAGUCAGAGUGCAGGAUGAAGACAUGGAGACACUGGCGAUUUGCACAAGUGAACUCAUAUCAGAAGAAAUGGAACAACUAGAUGGAGGUGACAGUAGCAGUGAAGAAGAUAAAGAGGAAUUACAUGAAACUCCUGCGGAAGUGGAACUUGUGACUCAGGUUGACCAAGGGGAUAUUACUAUUCAGAGUGGUGGUGAUGAGCUAAAUGAACUAAUUCAGGAAGAAAGCUCUGAAGAUGAAGGAGAAUCUGAGGAGGUGGUAAAACAUCAGGAACCUGUUGGUGAAAUGAAGGAUGAAGGGGAAGAGACAUUACAUUAUCCUGAUACUUCCAUUGACUUGUCCCACCUUCAAUCCCAAAGGUCUCUCCAGAAAUUGGCUUCAAAAGAGGAAUCUUCUAAUAUGAGCGACAGUAAAUUGCAGAGCCGGAGGCAUUUGUCAGCCAAGGAAAGAAGGGAAAUGAAGAAAAAAAAGCUUCCAAGUGACUCAGGGGAUUUAGAAAUGAUAGAAGGAAAGGACAAAGAAAAAGAAAAUGUUCUACACAUUGAAACUCAUCAGAACACCAGCAAAAAUGUCCCGGCUGUGCAGCCAAUGAAACGAGGACAAAAGAGUAAAAUGAAAAAAAUGAAGGAAAAGUACAAGGACCAAGAUGAAGAAGAACGUGAGCUCAUCAUGAAAUUGCUAGGGUCUGCAGGUUCAAACAAAGAAGAAAAAGGGAAGAAGGGGAAGAAAGGUAAAAUAAAGGAUGAACCAGUGAAGAAACAGCCCCAGAAACCUAAAGGCGGACCAAGAGUUUCAGACAGCAUAAAGAAAGAAACUCCAUCCCUUGAAGUUACAACUCAUGAGUUACAAGACUUGGCUGUAGAUGAUCCACAUGAUGACAAGGAAGAGCAAGAUCUGGACCAACAGGGAAAUGAGGAAAAUCUGUUUGACUCUUUGACGGGGCAGCCACAUCCUGAAGAUGUACUCCUGUUUGCCAUUCCAAUAUGUGCCCCAUACAACACCAUGACAAACUAUAAAUACAAAGUGAAACUUACUCCUGGAAUUCAGAAAAAGGGAAAAGCUGCAAAAACAGCCUUGAAUAGUUUCAUGCAUUCCAAGGAAGCAACAGCAAGAGAAAAAGACUUAUUCCGCAGUGUAAAGGUAAAGUAUUCCUCUAGAAACCUCUGGGGAUUGGUGGUGCAAUUAAAAAUGUUAGCAGUUAGUUAUUGCUUUGUUAGUAGAUGGAACCUGCAGCUGUUAUUUUGGUAGAAAAUGCGGUCUUACUAGAAGCAAUAUAAAAUAAGUAAAAUCAUAUUGGGUGAAAAUUUUAGAAAUGCCAUUCUUUUGACAGCAGAGGACAUAUAAUUGUCAUAAAAGAAAAUAUGAUUGUGAAGAUACUCAACAAUUCUUUU
Messenger RNA from Balaenoptera musculus (blue whale), 3659 nucleotides. It is a transcript of the gene NEMF, whose product is annotated as nuclear export mediator factor. The coding region runs from base 262 to 3516 and encodes 1084 amino acids. Gene Ontology annotation, molecular function: ribosomal large subunit binding; tRNA binding. NCBI's taxonomy places the organism in Eukaryota, Metazoa, Chordata, Mammalia, Artiodactyla, Balaenopteridae. The transcript has 32 exons. The record is from RefSeq and is a predicted model, not a curated record. Gene Ontology annotation, cellular component: RQC complex. Gene Ontology annotation, biological process: ribosome-associated ubiquitin-dependent protein catabolic process; rescue of stalled cytosolic ribosome.